Molecule: messenger RNA, 1777 nt
Organism: Mugil cephalus (flathead mullet)
Lineage: Eukaryota; Metazoa; Chordata; Actinopteri; Mugiliformes; Mugilidae
Product: zona pellucida sperm-binding protein 3-like
Exons: 8
Coding region: 100-1479 (459 amino acids)
Biological process (GO): positive regulation of acrosome reaction; binding of sperm to zona pellucida; egg coat formation
Cellular component (GO): extracellular matrix
Molecular function (GO): acrosin binding
Source: RefSeq, a predicted model, not a curated record
GCGCACAGGUGUGCUUGAGCACUCCCAAUCACUUACAGCUGUGGUAGUAUUUUCAGGGGCUGUCAGACCUCAACGCUCACUUCCCAAACCUGGCAAAGAAUGGACCGCGGCCUGCAACGACUCCUUCCUUGGUGCUUUAUCGUUUUCUUCUCCGUUCCUACGCUCGCAGAGAGCCGGCUAGUGUACAACCGAGGCCCAGCCAUUGACUCACAAUACGACCUGCUCGCGAUUUAUCAUGAAUACCGGCAGCCGGCCGUGAAACAGCAGCAAAGCGCGGAGCUCGGUGUGCAGCCUCGGCCUGUCGUGGUCAAGUGUCACCCGGAUUCGAUGGAGGUCGUGGUGCAGGCUGACAUGUUCGAUACAGGCCUGCGGGUGGACGGCAGACACCUGCGGCUGGGCCUCGGUGCCGUGAGUGAAGGGAGUGAUUGCGGAGCAGUCCCUUCAGGAGAGGAGGAAUUCACCAUCCACGUCUGGUUGGUGGAUUGUGGAUCCAAACUUUCACCGUCAAAAGAGGACAUUAUCUAUUCCAAUGUCCUGGUCUACUCUCCCCAACCUUCCUCUGAUGGUUUAUUUCGACUCGAUGGAGCUGUUAUUCCGGUUGAAUGCCACUAUGAAAGGAAAUAUUCCAUGGAUAAGAUUUCCCUGCAUCCUACCUGGGUUUCUUUUAUCUCCAGGGCCUCAGCAGAUGACCAGAUAAACUUCAAUCUGCUACACAUGACUGAUGAUUGGCAGUUUGAGAGGGGCUCUCAUACAUACUUCCUGGGUGACCCCAUCCGUUUUGAAGCCUCUGCCAUUAUUGGCAACCACUUGCCCCUGCGAGUGUUUGUUGACCGCUGUGUGGCCACGGCGACUCCUGACACAGAGGCGGCAUUAAGAUACGUCUUCAUUGACGGCCAUGGAUGUCUCGCAGAUGCUUUCCUGACGAACUCCAGCUCACGAUUCCUACCGAGGGUCGAGGAACACAAGCUGAGAUUUCAGCUGGAUGCCUUCAAGUUCUACCAGCAACCCAACAACCAGGUCUACGUAACAUGCUACAUGAAAGCUGUUCCAGUAACGUCGUCAGUCAGCUCUCGAAACCGGGCCUGCUCCUUUAUUCAGAACCGAUGGCAGUCGGUGGAUGGGAAUGACCAGGUAUGCAGAAGCUGUGACGCGUCCCAUCCAGAGGAGGAGCCUACAUCCCCAGAACCUCCUAAAACUACUAUGAGCACCAACGCAUGGCCCACCACGACCUUGCAGGAAAGUUUACACAACAGACCCCAACAUCAGCCGGCUAAAUACAUCCGAUUCCGUCCAGAAGCGCAUCCAAGCCAACACAACAAACCUCAGCAGCCCUCGGCUAAAUUAGUGAAGAGAGGAACGGACUACAAAGCAGAGCAAACUGUCCAGCUGGGACCCCUCAUUGUGCUGCCAUCCAGCAGAUUUGUCACAAAGCCAGCAGCUUCCAAAAAAGUAAUUUCACCACAGAACAACACCGCCUGAGACUCGGUAUACUUGACUGGAGAGCUACAAGGCGAGCACGUUUUGGACAUGACAGACAAUGCCCCACGAAUACAGAGAUUAAUCUCGUCAUUCAGAUGCAAAUCUUGCUUAUUAAAAAAAGAAAAGCUUUUCCUGUAAACUUUGUCAGCCGUUGUCAAAGAAAUCAUUGUAUUUUGUUAAAGUUCAUAUAUAUUCUGUAUGUAAAUGACAAAUUCUCUCUCCAGUAAGCCUUUUACAACAAUAACUUUGUUUUCCCUUCUUUGCUUCUGCCUUCAAAUACAAAACACAACAAACCCGA